ACCUUCAGGUAGGAUAUUCUGGGUGACUUUGGGCGUCCGCACAACUUGGGUGCAGAGGCUGCUUGGUCUUGGGCCUGACAGGUUUUUCUUAUCUCGUUUUGGGCCGGAGGCCUCUAUUACAAACAUGCUCCGCCAGAUCCUCGGUCAGGCCAAGAAGCAUCCAAGCUUGAUUCCCCUCUUCGUAUUUAUUGGAGCAGGAGGUACUGGAGCAGCACUGUAUGUGAUGCGUCUGGCAUUGUUCAAUCCAGAUGUCAGUUGGGACAGGAAGAAUAACCCAGAACCCUGGAACAAACUGGGUCCUAAUGAUCAAUACAAGUUCUACUCAGUGAAUGUGGAUUACAGCAAACUGAAGAAAGAAGGUCCAGACUUCUAAAUGAAACAUUUCACUGUAAAGCUGCUUAUGAUGAAGGUCUUUGAGAAGCAUCCGCACAAUUUUCCACUUAACCAGGAAAUACUUCUCCUUUAAACGCAUGAAAUCAUGUUGAUUUGUUGGAGUUUAUUACACUGAUUAAUAAACCUCUGAAACUUGA
Molecule: messenger RNA, 530 nt
Organism: Marmota flaviventris (yellow-bellied marmot)
Lineage: Eukaryota; Metazoa; Chordata; Mammalia; Rodentia; Sciuridae
Gene: Coxfa4
Product: NDUFA4 mitochondrial complex associated
Cellular component (GO): respiratory chain complex IV
Source: RefSeq, a predicted model, not a curated record